AUGUUCAGAAAGACCUUGAAGAAGGACCCCGAGCUGUUCCAGAACGUGUCCGAGGGGCUGCGGAAGCUUUACCGAACCAAACUGUUCCCGCUGGAGGACACGUAUCGAUUCCACGACUUCCACUCCCCAGCGCUGGAAGAUGCCGACUUCGACAACAAGCCGAUGGUCCUUCUGGUGGGGCAGUACUCCACCGGUAAAACCACCUUCAUCCGGCACCUGAUGGAGCAGGACUUCCCCGGUAUGCGCAUCGGCCCGGAGCCCACCACGGACUCUUUCAUCGCGGUGAUGCACGGCGAGCAGGACGGGGUGAUCCCUGGAAAUGCCCUGGUGGUGGACCCCAAGAAGCCCUUCCGUAAACUCAACGCAUUUGGAAACGCCUUUCUUAACAGGUUCAUGUGUGCCCAGAUGCCCAAUCCCGUCCUGGAAAGCAUCAGCAUCAUUGAUACUCCUGGAAUCCUGUCUGGAGAAAAGCAGAGGAUAAGCAGAGGUUACGACUUUGCUGCGGUGCUGGAGUGGUUUGCUGAGCGCGUGGACCGCAUCAUCCUCCUGUUCGAUGCCCACAAGCUGGACAUCUCCGAUGAGUUCUCCGAGGUGAUCCGGGCUCUAAAGAACCACGAGGACAAGAUGCGUGUGGUGUUGAACAAAGCGGAUCAGAUCAGCACCCAGCAGCUGAUGAGGGUCUACGGGGCGCUGAUGUGGUCACUGGGAAAAAUCAUCAACACACCUGAGGUGGUCCGCGUGUACAUCGGGUCAUUCUGGGCUCAGCCGCUGCUGGUCCCUGAUAACAGGAAGCUGUUUGAGGCGGAGGAGCAGGACUUGUUCUUGGACAUCCAAUCUUUGCCACGCAACGCUGCUCUGCGCAAACUUAAUGACCUCAUCAAAAGGGCACGCCUUGCGAAGGUGCAAGCCUACAUCAUCAGCUCCCUGAAGAAGGAGAUGCCCAGUGUGUUUGGGAAGGACUCCAAGAAGAAGGAGCUAAUCGCCAACCUGGGAGAGAUCUACCAAAAAAUCGAAAAGGAGCACCAGAUCUCACCCGGAGACUUUCCUAAACUUGAAAAGAUGCAGGAGCUGCUGAACGGUCAGGACUUCACCAAAUUUGCAUCCCUGAAGCCCAAACUGCUGGAGUCGGUGGAGGACAUGCUCGCCAACGACAUCGCCCGUCUCAUGGCGAUGGUGCGCCAGGAGGAAUCUGCUAUGCCGAGCCAGGUGGUCAAGGGUGGAGCCUUUGAGGGAACCAUGACCGGACCUUUCGGCCACGGCUACGGCGAGGGAGCCAGCGAAGGCAUCGACGAGCUGGAGUGGGUAGUGGGGCGUGACAAGCCUACAUACGAUGAGAUCUUCUACACUCUCUCUCCCAUCAACGGCAAAGUGUCCGGUAAUGCUGCCAAAAAGGAGAUGCUGAAGUCCAAGCUCCCCAACACGGUCCUAGGAAAGAUCUGGAAGCUGGCCGACGUGGAUAAGGACGGCUACCUCGACGACGAGGAGUUUGCUCUGGCCAACCACUUGAUCAAGGUGAAGCUGGAGGGUCACGAGCUGCCAGCCUCGCUGCCCGAACACCUGGUGCCUCCGUCCAAACGUGGGAUAGCGCUGCAAGAGUAGGGCAGCGGAACGGAGAUGGGCCGCAUCAACACUCAUGUUCAGGACUCUCAGUGCCAAAAGUUCAACCGCGAGCAUGAACAGCUUCUUCCUCCAUCAUGCUGCAAUUCCCCCAGGCUUUCUGACACACUGGGACGAGGCAGCGCUGCAGUGUUCUUCACCAGAGAGAGACUGGAGUGUUUCUGGGGGGGAGGUGGGAGGAUCUGUCUUUGUUCAUGGGGAAAUAUUCAAAUUUAUAUUUGGGGAGGAAAACAAGGGGGAUAGGAUGAUCUAAAGACAGAAGGGGUUUAUGAAGAGAUGGGCCUGAAUGUGGAUUUAUGAAUCCUGUGUAAACAUGUCUUAUAAGUAUACAGUCAUUAUAAGUUGAUCCAAAGAUAUAUAGUCUGGAGGAAAAGAGGAAAUGAAUUGAAACAGCUGUUAGAAUUACUUUAUAUUUUUGUAUUUCUUGACUGUUAACUUUGCCUCUUUCCAAAAGCUUCCCUUUUUAUUAUUUUGCAAGAUGAAUGAAAGAGUUCUGUACUGUGAGACUUGCUUUCUAAAGACACACCCAGUGAUUGACAGUGUGUCAGAAGAAAGCCUUAUUCAAAACCUUUAAAGUUAAGAAAGUUAUAAAAGAAUAAAUAUUUGCUGAAUAAACUUGAACUGAGUCA
Molecule: messenger RNA, 2246 nt
Organism: Cyprinodon variegatus (sheepshead minnow)
Lineage: Eukaryota; Metazoa; Chordata; Actinopteri; Cyprinodontiformes; Cyprinodontidae
Gene: ehd1a
Product: EH domain-containing protein 1-like
Exons: 6
Coding region: 1-1599 (532 amino acids)
Biological process (GO): endocytosis; endosomal transport
Cellular component (GO): plasma membrane; cytoplasm
Molecular function (GO): protein binding; GTP binding; calcium ion binding
Source: RefSeq, a predicted model, not a curated record